Molecule: messenger RNA, 207 nt
Organism: Podospora bellae-mahoneyi
Lineage: Eukaryota; Fungi; Ascomycota; Sordariomycetes; Sordariales; Podosporaceae
Exons: 1
Coding region: 1-207 (68 amino acids)
Source: RefSeq, a predicted model, not a curated record
AUGCUCUUAACGAGUAUACCAAGGAAACAGCAUGGCCACUUGGUCCUGAGCGUCUUUCUGCCCUCAGCAACAUCUUUAGCCCUGAAGAGCUGGGCAAAGUUAUCGAGGAUUCGGGAGCCGAGUUUCGACGUUUUCGUCCUGACAAGCCUCGACUGUGGUCAGCACUCAAGACUUUCGUUGCCCCAGUCUCAACACUUGCAAGAAUAG